Molecule: messenger RNA, 1055 nt
Organism: Cucumis melo (muskmelon)
Lineage: Eukaryota; Viridiplantae; Streptophyta; Magnoliopsida; Cucurbitales; Cucurbitaceae
Exons: 2
Coding region: 201-602 (133 amino acids)
Source: RefSeq, a predicted model, not a curated record
UUAACGCUCAAAACGAGAAGAUACAGUAAGGCCUUCAUUGUAGAUAGAAAGCUUAUGACAUGAAAAGGAAUAAAAACAAUAUAUAACGGACAAACACAGAAGUAUGCAAAACCCACCAACAAUGGUAGAUCAUAAAUAUAAACCCCAAUAACAAAACUAGAAGACAGUAGAGUAGGAGCUGCAAUGCCUUUAAACUUCAGAUGGUUCAUUUUGAUGGAGGUGGUGAUGAGAAAGGAAAGGUCGGCAAUGGCAUGGUUGGUGGUGUGGUAGGAACUAAGGGAAUUGUUGGUAAUGGUGGCAAAGGAGGUAAGGUAGCCUUUGGCAAAGCUGGUGCUGAAGGCAAUGGAGGCAGUGUAGCUCUUGGCAGGGUUGGCAUCGGAGGGAGUGGAGGCAGAGCAGCGUUUGGCAGUGGUGGCACUGUGACCUUGGGCAGAGGCGGCAGUGGAGGAAUUGGAGGUAUAGAUGGGAAUGGAGGUGGAGCUGGUGGUGCAUCAAGAAGGCGACGAGAACUAGCAAAGUUCACGUUGAUGCUUGCCAAUGACAAGGACACGAAUAAUAAUAACUUCAAGCAACUGUUGAAAGCAGCCAUGGUCUUGAAUUAGAAAGAGGCUGGGAAGGAUGGCACGGAGGGUGGCAUAUUGGCCACUGAUUCUGUUCCUUCUAUUCUGCUCUGCCAAACGGUGCUUCACGGCUGCAUUUAAUUUAGGCUCCUUCCUUGGAAAGGAAGAGAUUGGGCAGCUGUAAGGGUUGAUCAUUGGAGCUUGUGCUUGAGGAUAGAUUUGAUGCAUAGUUCCUGAAGUUGGGUAGCUCGGGAUGGACUGCAUCACUUGUUCAGACUAUGAAACAACGAAUGUAUAUUGAUGGUGUAGAAAGAUAUAAGGUUCACAAUUAUCAAAAAGGAGAGGGAUAGUGUUCAUUGGUGUAAAGUAUGGCCAUUGAUGUUUUCUAUAUAGAAAUAUUCUCCAUUUUCAGAGAUAAGGAAUUAAUUGUUAUAUUUAUUUGUGGUGAAGGAUGAUUAUGUGAUAUCCAAUCUCAUAAUUACCAUUUACUAUGCA